Messenger RNA from Hyaena hyaena (striped hyena), 3820 nucleotides. It is a transcript of the gene GPD1L, whose product is annotated as glycerol-3-phosphate dehydrogenase 1 like. Gene Ontology annotation, molecular function: NAD binding; glycerol-3-phosphate dehydrogenase [NAD(P)+] activity; protein homodimerization activity. Bases 72 to 1127 code for a protein of 351 amino acids. The transcript is spliced from 8 exons. Gene Ontology annotation, biological process: glycerol-3-phosphate catabolic process; carbohydrate metabolic process. Gene Ontology annotation, cellular component: cytosol; glycerol-3-phosphate dehydrogenase (FAD) complex. Lineage: Eukaryota; Metazoa; Chordata; Mammalia; Carnivora; Hyaenidae. The record is from RefSeq and is a predicted model, not a curated record.
CCGUGGGCGCGGAGGCAGGCAGGCGGCUGGCUGGGGAGGCACGGGCCGGGCUGCUGCGUUCCAGCCUGGCCAUGGCAGCGGCUCCCCUGAAAGUGUGCAUCGUGGGCUCGGGGAACUGGGGUUCAGCUGUUGCAAAAAUAAUUGGUAAUAAUGUCAAGAAACUUAAGAAGUUUGCCUCCACAGUCAAGAUGUGGGUCUUUGAAGAAACUGUUAAUGGGAGAAAACUGACAGACAUUAUAAAUAAUGACCAUGAGAAUGUGAAAUAUCUCCCUGGACACAAGCUGCCAGAAAAUGUGGUUGCCGUCCCAAACCUCAGCGAGGCCGUGCAGGAUGCAGAUCUACUGGUGUUUGUCAUUCCUCACCAGUUCAUUCACAGAAUCUGUGACGAGAUCACUGGCAGAGUGCCCAAGAAAGCACUGGGAAUCACCCUCAUCAAGGGCAUAGACGAGGGCCCUGAGGGGCUUAAGCUCAUUUCUGACAUCAUCCGGGAGAAGAUGGGCAUCGACGUCAGCGUGCUCAUGGGAGCCAACAUCGCCAGUGAGGUGGCAGCAGAAAAGUUCUGUGAGACCACCAUCGGCAGCAAAAUAAUGGAGAAUGGCCUUCUCUUCAAAGAACUUCUGCAGACUCCGAAUUUUCGAAUUACUGUGGUUGAUGAUGCAGACACUGUUGAACUUUGUGGUGCUCUUAAGAACAUCGUAGCCGUGGGCGCCGGGUUCUGCGACGGCCUCCACAGUGGAGACAACACGAAAGCUGCCGUCAUCCGCCUGGGGCUCAUGGAGAUGAUCGCCUUCGCAAGGAUCUUCUGCAAGGGCCAGGUGUCCAUGGCCACCUUCCUGGAGAGCUGCGGCGUGGCCGAUCUGAUCACCACCUGCUACGGAGGCCGGAACCGCAGGGUGGCCGAGGCGUUUGCCAGAACUGGGAAGACCAUCGAAGAGCUGGAGAAAGAGAUGCUGAAUGGACAGAAGCUUCAGGGCCCUCAGACCUCUGCAGAAGUGUACCGGAUCCUGAAGCAGAAGGGGCUGGUGGACAAGUUCCCGUUGUUUACUGCUGUGUAUCAGAUCUGCUAUGAAGGCAAACCCGUGCAAGAGAUGCUGUCUUAUCUCCAGAGCCAUCCAGAGCACGUAUAAAGGGGCUCAGGCGGUGUGUGGGGGACCAUGCUGCCUUUCUGAUCGGUCUUUCUUGUUCAGAUGGAAACUGGGACUUGGCAAUAUGAUGUCCGCUUGACCGUAAUCCCAUCAUGGGUGUGCGUAUGACUUUUUACCUGUUUAGUUUUGAAUUGCGAGAUGCAGUUUGUUGGCUAAGAUGUGAUGGGCAACAACUAGACACGUGUGAGUGUGUGUGUCUGUGUUCAUUUCUCAUGCUGUGGAUGUUUCUAUGAACCAAAAUUAAAGGUCCUUUUUAAAAAUUACUUUGAAAAUUUCCCACCAUGGUAGCUUUGCAGAUGGGAACUAGCUCAGCUAAAUUUUGUACCAUGAGUCCAUAUGCAUUUGAGUGAAGGAAUUUUUUUUCCCUCAUCAUCUUGAUGUUAAAACUGAACCAGCAUUAACAUGGUAGAACGGGGGAGUGAGUGUGUUCAAAGAUCAACAUACUGUAACUUAAACUCUAUCUCAAAGCCAGCAUAGUUAACUACUUCGAUUGUGGGUUGAUUUUCUUUUUUUUUUUUUUUAACAAUUAGAUAUUUUUAAUUAGGUGAUCCACUUAUAUAUCUUCCUCUUGCCGCAGUUUUCUGCAUUUUUAGCCUCUUUUCUCUUCGUCAGCUGCCAGAACGUGCUUUCAUAAAGGCUAGGCAGUGGCGGAAGGCAGAAAAUGCAUCAGGGACUUUCCUGCUGUGACUGACGCAUUCUUCUGAUUAAAGACACUCAUGUGAUGCUUUUUGUUAGGCAGACCUUUGUACAAACAUCUCUUCUCAGAUCCACUGAAAGAGGGGGGCUCCUCCUACUCCUCUUUUGAGUUGCAGUCGCUGUGCCUGGCGUGAAGGGGUGGAGCUGGGAGUCAAGUCCAGUGUUCCCCGCAACCCACCAGAGGCUUCCAGCCGCUGACAUUUGUAUGGGGCAUUGUCUAGAUGGAUGCCACUCAGAGCACGGUCCCCACUCCAUCAGCUUCACUUGGAGUCUCUUAGAAAUGCCGGGUCCUGGGUCCCACUCCAGACCUCUGAAGCAGGGUGAGGUAUCUAUACUUUAAUCUGCCUUCCAUGCCUUCCUAAUGCUCACUACAAGUUGAGAACCACUACUUUUGAAACUCUACCCAGAUUGGCACUUCUCAAAUCAUGUUCCAUAGCAAAUGAGUGUCCUGGCAUCACAGGCUGUUCAGGUGUCCUCUGGCAAGGUCAAGUGUGUCUGGGAAAAGAUGCCUCUGCACACCCCUCUUGAAGGUGUAGAAUGUGUUCAGUGUGUCAGUGGAACGUCUCUGAGCCAGCAAGUUCCCAAACACAUCAGACCACGGGGAUGUUCUUGGCAAAGAAACUUGCUGAGUUUUCAAGGGACUGCUGCUCUAGGCUGAGGUGACCUGGGGAUGGCUUGAGCAUACCCUUCGCUCCCUGCACAAGUUAGGAUGAAUAACUACGCACCUGUGGUAUUGUCAGCUCUGAGCUUUAACAGUUCAGGCCUGCCAUGACUCUUCGAUGUUGAUGAAGCUUUAUCUAAGGUGACACUGUCAAGUACAACCAAGUAGGUGUCGACCUCGCUGAAACGCACAUUAUGUCAAAUAAGUGCUUUUAAUUCUAGAAUUAGAAUGGGAAUCACUGCGUCUUCUUAGAUGAGAUUGAUUUCAGAAUAGCAUUAUACUUACCUUACACAGCACUUGGUAAGUGUUAAGGGAACAUAAGAAUGUCACUUACAUAUUCAUGGAUUUUCAGUCACUUUGUAGGAUUUUGACUUUUUUUUGCGGUUUGGGACUUUUCCCCUUCUAUAUCUGAAAUGAUUUUUGUGGGAAUUUUAAAAACUCAAUCCAAAACAUAGGCAUUUUAAAUCCCUAUACACAGUAUAUGAAAGCACACAAAAUCUACACGUUUUAUUGAUUUUACUGUUAAGUUAAUCAAAUUUUGCUUAUCUCAUAAUUAGUCUUUUUUAAAAUUUGUAUAUAGGUAACAAAGAAUUACUUUUUAAGAUAUGUAAAGGGCUGUAAGCUAAUUGUGGUGUCUAUUAAGUAAGCUAAUUAGACGUGAGGGGUUAGGGUCUUAUCUUACAUAUAUUCUCAUCUGCAUUCAAGCUUCCUAAUCUGGGUUUUGUACUUGAUAGUUUUUUCUUUACGAAUGUUCUCUCACCAAUCUGAAGUCUGCUGACCUUACCUCUUGAACAUACUUACACUAUCCUGCACAUGACGGAAAAAGACAAAUUUGUAAGUUUGUGCUCUGCUAACUGUAGAUAUUUAUUACUCUACGAGUUAUCUAUUUUUGUAACCACCUGUGGUCCAUCAUUGAUUUUAAUUCUCAUUUCUUACUAAUUAUGGUAAUAGGGAGGGAGACAUCUAGAAGAAAAGCUUAAUUUGUACUAGUCUAGCCAAUCUGUGAAUGUAAAAACUACACUGUUGCCUUGCUAUAAUCCAGCCUACUAUAAUGUGGAACAAAUCUCUGUCUUGAAAUCCAUCCGAUCAGGUUGGAGUUCAGAUAAACUCCUGGUUUUUCAUUCAGCUCGUAACUAAAACCUGGCCCCAUGGCAUCGGCCCACGGAGGAAUGAGGCACCCGUGUGCAAAGGGAUCUUUCAUUUUUUCCACCACUUCUAAUCCAAGAGCCUUUUACUUACGUGCGUACUGUAUCUGUUUACAUACUGUAGGUGGAUAUAAUGUAAAAGCUUGAUUUAAUAAACAUUUUAAUGCCCCAAA